AUGAAGGCCGGAGCAGCUGCCCUGGCAGCCGGGAUCCUCGGGGGCACCGGGGUGCUGCUCUUCCUCAUCGCCUUUGGCACGGAUUAUUGGCUGCUGGCCACCGACACCUGCGGGGUCCUCGAGCAUGGGAACGGCACUCUGAGCACCGCCGGGGCUGAAGCUCCAACAGAGGCUGGGAAUGAGAUCCUCACUUUCCACCACGAGGGUUUCUUCUGGCGGUGCUGGUUCUUUGGUGAGGGCCACCCUGAGAGCAUCUGGACCUUCUGGUACACCAGCCAAGCCCACCCCAAGUUCUGCAUGCAUGGCUACCUCUUCCCCAUGCCCAUUGCUGUGGGACCUUUCCCCCAUCCCUCCUAUGACACAACUGCAGUGUACAGAGGAUUUUGGACGGCGUUCAUCCUGCUGGCCGUGGCUGCUGGGCUCGUGGGGGGGCUCCUGCUGGUCUGUGGGGUUCCCUUCUCCAGCCCCCACUCCUACAAAGUUGGGGGAGGAUUCCUGCUGCUCUCAGGAGGUUUGUUUCUCCUGCUCGUGUUUCUCUUUGUGAUGUGGAAGGAGUUUGCAGCUGACUUCCAGAGGUACAUCCUCCUGGAGAGGAGCGAGAGGUGCCUGGAUGGUGUCCCCGUGCACGUCUACUACGGCUGGUCCUUCAUGUUCGCCGCCGCCGGGGUGCCCCUGGCGCUCCUCUCUGGACUCCUCUUCUUCCUGGUGGGCAGAGACAUUAUGGAUUCCCUGCAGUAAGACAAGUGUGGAAAAGGCUUUGAGAAAAUUUGGUGAUGCUCCUGGUAAAGAAACACA
Molecule: messenger RNA, 795 nt
Organism: Melospiza georgiana
Lineage: Eukaryota; Metazoa; Chordata; Aves; Passeriformes; Passerellidae
Product: transmembrane protein 182-like
Exons: 5
Coding region: 1-738 (245 amino acids)
Cellular component (GO): membrane
Source: RefSeq, a predicted model, not a curated record